GUAGCGCCUUAUGCUUCGUUUUCGGUUUUACUUCUACUAUUCCUUUUUUUUGUUCUUUUUCUUUUCCCCUCUGAUUCCCUUUUGUUCUACUUCUAUUCUUUUUUUCCCCUUUCCUUUUGGUUCCCUUUCGUUUUCUGCUGCAGUUUGCUUCCACAAUGAGCAAGAGGAAGGAUCAAUAUUGAUUUUUAGAAAGUUAAAAUGAUAUUUGAUCGGUUUAUUCGGUUUUUGCCCUAAAAUUCGGUCUUUCGAUUAUCACGAACCCAUCCGCCGCCAGUCUGCCCGACUCCGUGCGCCGGCGACCUUCCCUCUUGCUGCAACCCCCGAACAAGAGAUCACGCUGCUCCCGCUUCAGAGGGCCUAUCUAGAUGAACUUUCUGAGGGAGGAGAUAAAUUGUUCGAUCUAACCAUGCAAGCAGGAGCAAUGAGUGAACACGAGAAAAAGAAAUAUAAGAAGAAAAAGCAACCGGAAGAUAACGGGAUGAUGGAUGGCACGAGCAGCAGUAUUUUGGAAGAGCGUUCAGGCUCCUCCUUGGUGGAAAAUCAAGUAGCAUUGAAGAAGCAUAAGAAGAAGAAAACUAAGAAUCUCAUGAGUGAGGGAGGUCGAGGGGUUUCUAAUGGUAAAUUUGAGACAGAUGGGGAAAUGGAUGUGGAAGAGGCAGAAAUAGAACAACAUGGUAGUCAAGAUGGCAAGAAGAAGAGAAGGAAAGCUAGAGAUGGUGAUGGUGGAGGCAGUGAGGCAUCAAAAGGAGAGGAAUAUAGGAAGAGGAAGCAGGGAGAUGAUGGUUUAGUGAUCCUGACGGUUGAUACCAAUAUGAAAAAGAGAAGGAAAGAUAGAGAUGGUGAUAGAGGAGGCAGUGAGGCACCAAAGGCAGAGGAAAAUUGGAAGAGGAAGCAGAGAGAUGGUGAUUUAGUCAACUUGACUGUUGAUACCAAUAUUAAAAAGAGAAAGAAGGAUAAUGUAUUGCAAGUCAGUGCCCUUUCUACAGGGCCUACUGCUGGUGAAGUUUCUGGGGAUAAAAACAGAGAAGGUGGCAAGGUUGCUGCUGCUGAUAGCAAUAUUGUUUGUGACAGUGGUAGAGACAAGAUGGAAAAUGUCAAGGUAAGAAGGAAAAAGAAUGACAAGAAACUUGAGAAUCCUCUCAUGCUUGAAAUCCGUGAUGCUGAAAGAGCAAUGGCCGCAGAAAAUGAAGUCUCAACAAACCAUGAUAAGCUUCAUAUUUCAGUGGAUAAAGCAAAAAUGAAAGUGAAAAAGGCACAUGAUACCUGUGAAUUUAAAGUGGAUUCGCAUGAGACAUGUACAAAUGGAAACCAAUCAUUGGGCAUGGAAGUUUGGAAGGAAGCACAAGAAAUCAGUGAAAUGCCAUCUGCAACAACAAUACUUAACAGGAAGAGAAAGAAGAGCAAGAAGGAUGAAAAUUCAGAGAAUCAAGAAGCAGAAAAAGAUUCCGAAAACAUACUGAAGGACAAGGACAAGCAAAGAAAACCCAUUCAAGCUGCAGAAGUUGAAGGAAAUAAGGAGACAUCAAGUGUGAGGAAGGAGAAGGCAACAGACGACUCAGAGGUCUGUAGCUCAAAGAACAAGAAGUGCUUUAAAAAUGGUUCAGAUGUAUCUUCCCUAAAGAAAAAGAAAGUAAGUUUUUCAAGUGAAGUUGAGGUGUUUCCCUAUGGGAUUGGUUCUCACAAUGAAGAAAAUGAAGAAAAUGCUGAAAUGCCUAUAAUCCAAGGCAAACGCUUCACUAAAGAAGAAGACCAGAAGAUACUCGAAGCAAUAGAUGACUACAUUAAGGCACAUCAGUUAGGGGCGGAGGGUAUGCAUAUGAUUCUCCACUGUCGAGACUAUCCAGAAGUCAAAAAUUGUUGGAGGGUAAUUGAAGGUUGUUUGCCAAAUCGACGUGGUAUGGCUAUAUAUUAUCGAGCACAUGUUCUACUUGAAAGGGGUAAGAGCAAGUGGGAACCAGAAGACUAUGAAGCGCUUUUGAGUUUGUACUCAAAAUAUGGGCCAAAAUGGAAAAAAAUUGCACACGAACUUGGGAGACAUCGGGUACAUGUUAAAGAUACUUGGCGAAGUAUCAGAUCACCACACUAUAGAAAAGGAACCUGGUCACAGGAAGAAUAUCAGACUCUAUUUGAUCUAGUAAACAUGGAUUUACGAUUGAAAGUUUUUGAAGAGAAAAGUGCUAAGAAUUACAUGCUUAGAGACAAUAUAUCUUGGGGUGUAAUCAGUCAGAAGUUGGUUACACGAUUUCCUGGUUCUUGCUGUCUGAAGUGGUAUCAACAAUUAGUAUCUCCUUUGGUCAAGAGAGAAAUAUGGAAUGACAGGGAUGACUACCUUUUGGUGGAUGCGCUAAGGAAUUUAGAUGCUUGCUGUUACGAGGAUGUUGACUGGGACAAUCUUCUUGAGCACAGACCUGGGGCUGUUUGCCAGAGGCGAUGGACUGAAAUGGUACGAUUUAUUGGCAUGAACAAGGUGAGGCCUUUUAUUGAACAGGUGGAAGUGCUCUCCAAACGCUAUUGCUCUGAGAUGAUUGAAUAUCGACAGUGAGUGUUCCUUCUGGGGCAUGGUGUGUUUAAAGAACUGGUUUAACUGUGCUUCCGAAUGGUUGACACGAAACCCUCAAUUGAGGUCUUGUUUUUUUAUUUGUAUGGAUGCAAAAUAGGAACAAAAGUUUUGGAACUUGAAAAGACAAAUUAUAACCAUGACAAAGAUGUUAACGAGAGGACUGACCUAUGCCUAGUUGGUUAAAAAUGCUUUUGAAUAGUUGCUUAUUUAUUUAA
Zingiber officinale is the source of this 2775-nucleotide messenger RNA. RefSeq names its product DNA-binding protein REB1-like. The coding region runs from base 407 to 2542 and encodes 711 amino acids. The record is from RefSeq and is a predicted model, not a curated record. Lineage: Eukaryota; Viridiplantae; Streptophyta; Magnoliopsida; Zingiberales; Zingiberaceae. The transcript is spliced from 10 exons.